GCCUCUAUUCCAGCAAAUUAACUGUGGUUAAUAUUGGCAUCUAUUCCGUUUCACCCCUUCCGCUCGCAGAUAUUCCGGUGGCUAUUCCGACUCCCAUCCACUUAUCGGAACAGAAAACUCUCCGAUCUUUGCAGUUGAGAAGAAUUUGGAUCUCGUACAGGAUUGUAAGACAUUGAUUAUUGAGAAAAAUAUGGUUCACCACUCUAGCUUUGUGGAUGAGGAAGGAAUAAGCAAGGCUUGUGGAUGCCCUUUAUUUCCUUUGAAAAGUCAUGGUCCUGCUCCAGAUUCAGAUCAAGAUAAGACUGAUAUUGUUGAUGAAGCGAUUUCAUUCUUUCGUGCUAAUGUCUUCUUUAGAAAUUUUGAUAUUAAGAGUCCUGCUGAUAAGCUUCUCAUCUACUUAACAUUCCACAUCAAUGUGGCUUUGAAGAGGCUUGAAGGUUGCAGAACUUUGACUGUUGGAAACAAGGCUAUAAUUAACUUGGGUUUGGAGAAUGUCCCUGUGCCCGGAGAGCAGGGCUUUCCCUUUCCUGGUCUCUUCCCUAUUCCCAAAUCUAAUGGGGAAGCAGAGCUAUUCAGAGAUUAUUUGAAGGAGAUAAGAGAAGAAACAAGUGGGAGACUCUUGAGUGUUGCCUAUAGAGCAAAUGGAACUCCAAAUAAAUGGUGGUUAGCAUUUGCAAAGAGGAAGUUUAUGAACAUCGUCACUCCUUGAUUAAAUUGCUUCCAAGACGUUGAUUUGAAAGUUAUAAAUAAGCACCACAUGAGGCUUCUACAAUGAUGUGGUUUCUUUCAAUGGCACUUCAGGAGUUCUUGUAUCACGUGUGCAUGGAGUGCCGGUUUAGAACGACUUUCAAAGUGCUUCAAAAUACGUCCGAAGUCAUUCCAAAGAGGUUCACAUGAUGGAGGGACCUCAAGUUUGAAGCAGCUGGAGCUUAGGGAGAGAAGGAAAGCAUAUUCAAAGUUCAUUCAGGCUUUGCUUCUAUGAGUAUGUCUCUGUGUUGUCUGGUAAAGUCAUUAAGCAUUUCAUUUAUUGUCGUCCACAGAAGCAGACAGCAAGUACAAAAUCAUGAACCAUUGGGCAGAAUCAUGGUAGAUGCUUCCUCCCCCUCUAUGAUUGGUCAUUUUCUUUAUACAUAUUUAUAUAUAUAUAUCUAAAAGGGCCCUUCUUUUAA
Molecule: messenger RNA, 1169 nt
Organism: Cucurbita pepo subsp. pepo (vegetable marrow)
Lineage: Eukaryota; Viridiplantae; Streptophyta; Magnoliopsida; Cucurbitales; Cucurbitaceae
Source: RefSeq, a predicted model, not a curated record